Messenger RNA from Fusarium graminearum PH-1, 1146 nucleotides. RefSeq lists its product as uncharacterized. Gene Ontology annotation, cellular component: plasma membrane. Gene Ontology annotation, biological process: adenylate cyclase-activating G protein-coupled receptor signaling pathway. The coding region runs from base 1 to 1146 and encodes 381 amino acids. Gene Ontology annotation, molecular function: G protein-coupled receptor activity. The transcript is spliced from 2 exons. NCBI's taxonomy places the organism in Eukaryota, Fungi, Ascomycota, Sordariomycetes, Hypocreales, Nectriaceae. The record is from RefSeq and is a predicted model, not a curated record.
AUGGCUAUCAACGUGUUUCUCGUCUUCUUCUGCAAUGCCGACCCACGAAUGUUUCGCAGCUAUGCCUGGCUUUACUGCAUAAUCUGUUUUGGCGGUCCAUUGAUCCCGGCAAUUGUUUUGAUCUCCAUUCGCAACUCUCCAAGAGGCCUCAUGUUUGGGGAUGCUACUCUGUGGUGCUGGAUUGGAACCGACUGGAGUUUGGUUCGCCUCUACGCCUACUACAUCCCGAUCUGGAUCUUUUCUUUCCUCUCAAUCAUGAUCUAUAUUGCGGUCGGAUACCAUGUCUUCCAUGCUCGAAAUAUGCUCAGGGACUUGGUGGUCGAUGGAAUGAAGGUUGGAAGGAGUGACAGUAUCCCUUACUCAAGCAGCGAGCACCGAGGUUCCUCUGAAGCGGUAGCCCCUCCCCAUGAUAUCAGCGAGAGUGGAGAUACUGACUCUUAUCCUCAGAAUCUUACGGGUCGUCAGGAGUUCUACGGUACUGCUGUCACGGAAGUUCAGAUCAUACGAGAGGAACCAAGACAGGCAACCCACCAUGGCCUUGCUCAACCUGCUACAGCGCACGCUGGUUCCAACCCUCCACGUAUUCAGUCAUGGGUCUUGCCUGGUUCCUUCGAGCAACUCGAGCGCACUACUUCCGGAAGAGCUCAACGAUUCGAGACGGUCUGUACGUCUGACAGCACUCCGCAGCCAUCUUCGACUUUGAUCACCCGGCUUCGUGCGAUUAAAUCCAACGCUUCCUUGAAGCUCAAGCGACUCGAUCCGGUAAAGAUGGCGUAUCUUCGUACAAGCUUCAUUUUUGGCUUUGCAGUAUUGAUCACCUGGAUUCCGAGCUCAAUCAACCGACUCUACAGCCUGACUCAUGGGGACAGAAUCAGUUUCAGUCUGAGUGUGGCCAGCGGCUGUGUCCUCCCACUCCAAGGUUUCUGGAACACCCUGAUUUACUUUACAACCAGCUGGAAGGUCUUCCGUGAAGAAGUGCGAACAGCCAAAGCGGAGUGGUUCAAACGACCCGAAGAAUGUACAGAUGGGAUCCGCCUUAACAGUCGACUUGGAACUUUCAAGGGAGACUAUCGUGAUACCCUUGAGCGAACUCGACCAGUUCGCGCCGGCUCCACUGAGGAUGCCGAGAAGUCAGUGACAGAGUAA